Xenia sp. Carnegie-2017 is the source of this 2286-nucleotide messenger RNA. Its product is annotated as eEF1A lysine and N-terminal methyltransferase-like. The coding region runs from base 55 to 2055 and encodes 666 amino acids. The record is from RefSeq and is a predicted model, not a curated record. NCBI's taxonomy places the organism in Eukaryota, Metazoa, Cnidaria, Anthozoa, Malacalcyonacea, Xeniidae. The transcript is spliced from 2 exons.
UUUUGCAAGAAGAAACAUGCGUUCAUUUAGAAAACUCUCAAAACGUUUUUGAAAAUGAAUUUGUUGCCAAAAUCAGCGAAAGAUUUCGGUUCAAAACGGUACUGGGAUAAAUUUUUUGAGAAACGCAAAGAUGCUUUUGAGUGGUACGGUGAAUAUGCCGACAUUUGUGGUGUAUUACAUAAAUAUUGUAAACCUCAUGAUCAUAUUCUUGUAACAGGUUGUGGUAACUCGCGGUUGAGUGAAGAUAUGUACGAUGUUGGUUAUCAUUUAUUGAAAAACAUUGAUAUCUCAGAUGUUGUUAUCAGACAAAUGACCUCAAGAAACGAAACGAAACGCCCUCAAAUGAAAUUUAUCAAGAUGGAUUUGCUUGAUCUGCAGUUUGACGAUGAAUUCUUCCAUGUUGUACUUGAUAAAGGAACAUUAGAUGCUAUUUUUACAAGCAAUGAUGAGAUGGUUAUUGAAAAAGUCGAUAAAAUGCUUAAUGAAGUUUCUCGAGUUCUAAAAAUUGGAGGAAGAUAUGUUUGUCUAUCGUUGGCACAAGAUUAUAUCCUUAAAAAAUUGCUUGAUUAUUUUCAAUAUAUUAACUGGUUUAUUCGAGUUCAUACCAUAAAUACACCAUCAAAUGCUUCGUCAUUGCCAGUUUUUGUUUUUGUAUUUACUAAAACAAGACCUGCUCAUCAAGUGUCAUUAAUGCCGAAAAUAAUGGAAAUUGUUUAUGAUUCAUCAGAAAAAGUCAAACGUUUGAAUAACCCAGAUGAAUUAUCUGAUGUUAUAAAGUCUCUGCGAGAGUUUGCCUUUAGUAAAAAGAUUUUGGAGACAUUGAAUCCGGAAGAAGAAUUUCACAUCGAUUUAUGGUCAAAUGAGAGCUCACUUGACCCAAGAUUCUCCUUAACUAUUAUUGAUUCAAAAAUUUAUAAAGCUGGAAAAUUUGCGAUAUUUAUUGUCCCUCAAGGAAGGGAGCAUGAAUGGUUGUUUUGUGUUAAAGAAGGACAGAGGCAACUUGCUGAGUCAGCAGGUUUUCAACGUCUUAUCAUAGUUGCGUUGAAUCGAGGUCAUACGUAUGAAAGUAUUGAUAAGAUUAAAGAAGAAUUAUCUAGCAAAGUGAUGGAGCUUGCUCAAAAUGGUGUUGAUUCUGCAUUUAAGGUUCCCUUUCUUUCUAUUGGUGAUGAUAUCGGUUCCCGCACUUUAGUACAUUCGGGUACUUCAUCAUACACUGGUAAUUAUGUCGUUGAAGACACCACAAUGGAGAAUGGUGAAGUAUUUCGUUAUUUGAUUUUCUUGAAGAAUAAAAAUAUCGUGCAAUCUGAAGCAAGGUUAUGUGAGAAAAAAGUUAUGAAAUCAAAUAAGAAGAAAGGUAAAAGUAAAAUAUCACUAAGUGUCGAUUUUUCUUUUUUAUCGUGUCAACAUCACGAGGCCAUUGUUGCUGCAUUAUCUCUGUCUCCUAAAGUUUUAAAUAAUGAUGUGAGUGUGUUGCUUAUUGGUCUUGGUGGAGGAAGCCUUCCUAUGUUUAUUUUCUCUCAUUUUCCCCGCAUUUACUCAACGGUCGUUGAACUUGAUCCGGAUAUUGUAAUGAUUGCUAAAAAAUGGUUUGGAUUUAGCGAAAACGAGAGAAUGAAUUUGAUUGUCAAGGACGGUCUUGACUUUUUGAACGAAAGCUCAAAAACUUAUGACAUUAUUGUGUUUGAUAUUGAUUCCAAAGAUGCUUCAAACGCUUUAAGUUGUCCACCAGAUGCUUUCAUUGAUAAAGCAAUACUUGCUAAGGUAAAAGAAAUGUUGUGUCGUGAUGGCUUAUUUCUCUUGAAUCUAGUGUGCAGAGAGAAAGAAAAAAAAUCUGUGGUCGUUAAUAAUAUAUGCGAAAUAUUUUCAGUGGUUUAUAAAAUGCAUAUUGUAAAUGUGGUAAAUGAAAUUCUCGUUAGUGGUGACUUGGAUUCGACAUUAAAACUGUCUGAGGUUAAGAAAAACGCUGGAAAAUUAAAAGAUCAAAUUAUAGCUGUUAACAGGUCUUCAAAAGUUGACCUGGAAUCACAUUUGAACAAUCUAAAAAUUGCUCAAUAAUGUCGUGAUUUUACCUAUGGAAAUGUAGAUAAAAUACUCUUUUUCUUCCCUAAUCAUGGUGUAUUGUGCAAUGCUUGGCGCAUGAAAAAAAAUAGAAACGUGAAACUGAAUUUUUUCAGGCUAUAUCAAUAUGUGAAACGUAGACAUUGGGGAAUAUAGUUAUCUUUAAAAGUGUAAAAUCUUUGGAAUAGAGUGCUAAGUGUUAUAGAAUAAAGGUUUUUGUGGAACACA